Molecule: messenger RNA, 432 nt
Organism: Esox lucius (northern pike)
Lineage: Eukaryota; Metazoa; Chordata; Actinopteri; Esociformes; Esocidae
Product: lectin-like
Exons: 5
Coding region: 1-336 (111 amino acids)
Molecular function (GO): signaling receptor activity
Source: RefSeq, a predicted model, not a curated record
AUGGUUCCUGCUGGCACUAACACAGACUGUGAGCCUCCCGCUCUGGAUUGGAGGUUCAGCCCAGAUGGUAGUGGGAAGAUUCAGGAUGUGCUUGCUAAAGGCAACUUCCAAAACCACCUGAUCUUCAUUGAUCGCCCCCCCCUCCACACACAUGAUGGACGAUGGUCCUGGAGUGAUGGCUCCAAAUUCAAUUACAAGAACUGGGCCAAAGGAAAGCCGGAGAACUUUGAUCCUGCCAGAAGGCCAUGUAUCCAGAUGAACUAUGGAGAGAAACACUGGAAUGAUGCAACAUGUGGAAUGAAGUUUCCCUCCCAGUGUUCUCUAAGGACAGAGUAGAUCUGGCAGGAUCAGACUUCAGUGUCUCUGAACAGACUAAGGAUAAUCAAAAGCAUGAAUGUUCUUGUGAGUGCUCCUGAUUUGACUAAUAAAACA